UCAUGGCUCUUCACACAAUCUCAUUCAUUUUCUUACACUUCCUUUUCCUUUUCCUCUCCUCCGUCUCCUCCUCGACCUUCAACGUAGUCGAUUUUGGCGCCAAACCCGAUGCCAAAACUGACUCGUCGAAGGCCUUCGAGGCAGCUUGGGUCGGAGCGUGUCGUGCAUCAACAGCCGGGUCCAUUUACGUCCCAAAGGGUAGAUUCUAUCUCACAAGUGCAACUUUUGAUGGGCCUUGUAACAACAAUGAUAUCACUAUACACAUUGAUGGGACGCUCCUUGCUCCCUCAAACUAUGGUGUGAUUGCAAACAAUGGAAAUUGGAUCACUUUUCGUCAUGUUUAUGGUGUUAGUGUCUUUGGCGGCAUUCUUGAUGCUCAAGGAUUUGAAUUGUGGGCUUGCAAACAUUCCAAAAACUCUUGCCCCUCGGGAGCUACGUCGUUGGAAUUUUCCAAUUCAAAAAACAUAAUGGUCAGUGGAUUAACCUCGCUAAAUAGUCAAAUGUUCCACAUAGUAAUCAAUGGUUGUCAAAACGUGAAAAUGCAAGGACUGAAGAUCUCGGCCGCCAGCGACAGCCCGAACACCGACGGCAUUCACGUAGCACUAUCUUCAGUGGUUACUAUCCUCAACUCCAUCAUUGGCACUGGUGACGACUGCAUUUCAGUAGGUCCCAGCACGUCGAACUUGUGGAUUGAGAAUGUUGCUUGUGGACCUGGCCAUGGAAUUAGCAUUGGGAGUUUAGGAAGAGAAAUGCAAGAAGAUGGUGUACAGAAUGUAACAGUGAAAUCAGCUUCAUUCACCAAUACUCAAAAUGGGGUUAGAAUUAAAACAUGGGGAAAGCCAAGCAAAGGGUUUGCAAGAAACAUUCUUUUUCAAGACAUUGUAAUGGUUAAUGUUGAAAAUCCAAUCAUUAUCGAUCAAAAUUAUUGUCCCAACAAUAAAAAUUGUCCUGGACAGGAUUCUGGAGUUAAAAUUAGCGAUGUGACAUAUCGAAACAUUCACGGAACAUCAGCAACGGAAGUUGCAAUGAAAUUCGAUUGUAGUUCAAAAUUUCCAUGCAGUGACAUAAUGUUGGAGGAUGUAAAGCUGAGUUAUAAAAAUAAAGCAGCUGAAGCUUCAUGUAGUCAUGCUGAAGGAGGUGCUACUGGUUUAGUUCAACCAUCAAGUUGUUUGUAGGCAAAUCUCACAACUAUAUAAUAUAUAAUUAUAUUAUAUGCUUUUUUUAGGGUUAGGGAUAUGUUAGCUUCUUGAUAUCGAUAACGAUUGAUGUUCCAAGGUUGAGGUUAUGGUACUAGCAACCCACUAUGGG
Molecule: messenger RNA, 1308 nt
Organism: Benincasa hispida (wax gourd)
Lineage: Eukaryota; Viridiplantae; Streptophyta; Magnoliopsida; Cucurbitales; Cucurbitaceae
Product: polygalacturonase-like
Biological process (GO): carbohydrate metabolic process
Molecular function (GO): polygalacturonase activity
Source: RefSeq, a predicted model, not a curated record